Columba livia (rock pigeon) is the source of this 9573-nucleotide messenger RNA. It is a transcript of the gene SGSM1, whose product is annotated as small G protein signaling modulator 1. Gene Ontology annotation, biological process: activation of GTPase activity. The transcript is spliced from 27 exons. The record is from RefSeq and is a predicted model, not a curated record. Bases 93 to 3614 code for a protein of 1173 amino acids. NCBI's taxonomy places the organism in Eukaryota, Metazoa, Chordata, Aves, Columbiformes, Columbidae. Gene Ontology annotation, molecular function: GTPase activator activity.
GCGGGUGGGCGGUGCGGCCCGGUGGGCACGGCCCGGCCCCGCGGAGCGGCCCCGCGCCAGUCACCGGCGCUGCGGAGCGGAGGAGCGCGGCCAUGGCGGCGGCCCCGGCGGAGGCGGAGACCCGGCAGCGGCUGCUGCGCACCGUUAAGAAGGAGGUGAAGCAGAUCAUGGAGGAGGCGGUGACGAGGAAGUUUGUGCAUGAGGACAGCAGCCACAUCAUCUCCUUCUGCGCCGCGGUGGAAGCCUGUGUCCUGUACGGCUUGAAGCGGAGGGCGGCGGGAUUCCUGCGCAGCAACAAGAUAGCGGCUCUCUUUAUGAAGGUGGGCAAGAGCUUUCCUCUGGCUGAGGAGCUUUGCAAGAAGGUGCAAGACCUGGAGCAGCUCAUUGAGAACGCACGAAAUCAAGUCCAAGGCAUCACGGAGAACGUGCGCAAGGUGCCGAAGCUGCCCAACCUGUCUCCUCAAGCCAUCAAGCACCUCUGGAUCCGCACAGCCCUAUUUGAAAAGGUCUUGGAUAAAAUCGUGCAUUACUUGGUAGAAAACAGCAGUAAGUACUAUGAGAAAGAAGCUCUCCUGAUGGAUCCCGUGGAUGGGCCAAUUCUUGCAUCUCUAUUGGUGGGGCCCUGUGCGCUGGAAUACACCAAGAUGAAGACCGCCGACCACUUCUGGACAGACCCCUCGGCUGACGAGCUGGUCCAGCGGCACCGGAUCCACAGCUCGCACUGUCGGCAGGACUCACCCACCAAGCGCCCGGCGCUCUGUAUUCAGAAAAGGCACUCCAGUGGCAGCAUGGAUGACCGGCCGUCACUGUCCGCCAGGGACUACGUGGAGUCGCUGCACCAGAAUUCCCGAGCCACACUCCUCUACGGCAAGAACAAUGUCCUGGUGCAGCCACGAGAUGGUAUGGAAGCGAUCCCAGGAUAUCUGUCCCUUCACCAGACUGCCGACAUCAUGGCGCUGAAGUGGACCCCCAACCAGCUGAUGAACGGCUCCGUGGGGGACCUGGACUACGAGAAGAGCCUAAGCUCUAAAACUUCCCAGUGUCAAGACGUGACCAAGGAAGAGAGGAGUCAGAUGACAAAUGUGUACUGGGACUAUGCCAUGACCAUUCGCCUGGAGGAGAUCGUCUAUCUGCACUGUCACCAGCAAGUAGACAGUGGUGGGACGGUUGUCUUGGUGAGCCAGGAUGGGAUUCAGCGGCCGCCGCUGCGCUUUCCCCGGGGAGGACACUUGCUGCAGUUCCUGUCCUGCCUGGAGAACGGGCUCCUGCCCCACGGGCAGCUGGAUCCCCCGCUCUGGUCUCAGCGAGGGAAGGGGAAGGUGUUUCCCAAGCUGAGGAAGCGAAGUCCCCAGGGCUCCUCCGAAUCUGCGUCCGACAAGGAGGAUGACGAAGCCACAGAUUAUGUUUUCAGGAUAAUCUACCCAGGGACACAGUCUGAAUUCGUUACCAUUAAUGGUAAUUUUCAUCAGUUCCUUGCAUCUGUGGUCUACAUCGCCGCUGUGAGAGGGAAGAUCGCGAGGACUCCAGCUGCAAGCAAGACAGUGGUGAUCCCUAAAUGGUGUCCGAGUCUCCCCAUCACGUCCCAGCCCCCCCUUGCCACACCGGGGGCCUCUCAGCAUCACUUGCCCCAGGACCUGAUGGACACCCCAGGUGCUGCUCUGCCUCCCAUGUGGCAACCCAGCACCCGCAAGUCCUCCUGCUCCUCCUGCUCCCAGAGCGGCUCCUCGGACGGGGGCCCGUCCAACGGCUGCAGCCACGAGAGAGCUCCGCUGAAGCUCCUGUGUGACAACAUGAAGUACCAGAUCCUCUCCCGGGCCUUCUAUGGCUGGCUGGCCUAUUGCAGACACCUGUCCACGGUGCGAACCCACCUGUCUGCGCUGGUCAACCACAACAUCGUGUCCCCUGACGUGCCCUGCAAUGCCAGCGCGGGACUGACGGUGGACAUCUGGCAGAGAUACCUGCAGGACAGCACGAGCUACGAGGACCGGGAGCUGCUGCGGCUGAUCUACUACGGUGGGAUCCAGCACGAGAUCAGGAAGGCUGUGUGGCCCUUCCUUUUGGGCCAUUAUCAAUUUGGGAUGACGGAGGCAGAAAGGAAAGAGGCCGAUGACCAGAUCCGCACCUGCUACGAGCACACCAUGGCGGAGUGGCUGGGCUGUGAGGCCAUCGUCCGGCAGCGCGAGAAGGAGUCGCACGCAGCGGCUCUGGCCAAGUGCUCCUCCGGGGCCAGCCUGGAUUCCCACAUCCAGAGGAUGAUGCACAGGGACUCGACCAUCAGCAACGAGUCUUCGCAGAGCUGCAGCUCCGGCCGCCAGAAUCACCCCCGGCUGCAGAGUGACUCCAGCUCCAGCACGCAGGUGUUUGAAUCUGUUGAUGAAGUGGAACAGACAGAAACAGAUGCUCAACUGGAAGAUGGCAAACCAAGCAAGAUCCCUAACGGGACUGUUCCCAAUGGCACAUGUUCCCCUGAUUCUGGCCACCCCUCUUCCCAGAACUUCUCCAUCGCGUCGGGUUUCUCGGAGCGCAGCUUCAGCAAUGAAGACAGUGCCCUGGAAACCAAUAAAUCCUCUGCAAGCUCGCAGGGAAAGGCCGGUGGGUCUGACGUGCCAGCUCCACAGGACACAGAUAAUGCUUGGCAGGAGGAGAAGCUGCAGGGCCAGGACAGCCUGGAAGGGGAAUUUUCCACUGGUGGCAGCAUGGAUUUUGUUCCUGUGAGUGAGAGCUCGGCAGGGGUCCUGCGUGACCGCGAUGCUGUGGCCCUGACGGUGGUGGAGAGCUGGGCAGACAGCGAAGCUGAAAAGCAAAGCUUGGUGGAGAGCGAAGAUAACCUUUCCGAGGAGCCCGAGAUGGAGAGUUUGUACCCGCAGCUGGAUUCUCUGGCUGUAGCUGAUCUGGCCAACAGUGAAGCAUCUGCUGUGUCCUCGACGGGUGUCACCUACUCUCCAGAGCUACUGGACAUGUACACGGUGAACCUGCACCGCAUUGAGAAGGAUGUGCAGCGGUGUGACCGCAACUACUGGUACUUCACCCCUGCCAACCUGGAGAAGCUCCGCAACAUCAUGUGCAGCUACAUCUGGCAGCACAUUGAGAUCGGCUACGUGCAGGGGAUGUGUGACCUGCUGGCCCCUCUCCUGGUCAUCCUGGAUGACGAGGCUUUGGCUUUCAGCUGUUUCACUGAGCUGAUGAAGAGGAUGAAUCAGAACUUCCCCCAUGGAGGAGCCAUGGACACCCACUUUGCCAACAUGCGAUCUCUGAUCCAGAUUCUGGACUCUGAGCUCUUCGAGCUGAUGCACCAGAAUGGUGACUACACUCAUUUCUACUUCUGCUACCGAUGGUUUCUCCUGGACUUCAAGAGAGAGCUGGUGUACGACGAUGUGUUCGCCGUCUGGGAGACCAUCUGGGCAGCUGCGCACGUGUCCUCUGCGCACUAUGUGCUCUUCAUAGCUCUGGCGCUGGUAGAGAUGUACCGGGACAUCAUCUUGGAGAACAACAUGGAUUUUACAGACAUCAUCAAGUUUUUCAACGAAAUGGCUGAGCGGCACAACACCAAGCAGAUCCUGAAGCUGGCCCGGGACCUUGUCUAUAAAGUCCAGACUCUGAUUGAGAACAAAUGAAGGACGUGGGGAAGAUGAGGCAUCUAGAUGAAGAGCCAGGACUCCCCUUCGAUGCUUCCUCCCCUUCUCCUUUUUCUCCGAGUGCCACACCUGUGGAAAUAAGGUAGUUGGACACGUGCUGCUGUCUUAACUGAAGUGCCCUCAGCUCUCCAAUGGUCAGUGGUAGCUCCAGGGGUCCUGGCUCAGAUCUUUGCAGCCUUCCUCAGUGACUUAACCAAAGAUCUGUACAGUUGCAUUUUACUGCUGGGGACUUGCUUUGGAAGCAGGACCCAGGCAGUGGCUCCUUUGCCUUCCUGCAGCAGCAGGGCAGCCCAUGUGGUUACCACCACAACUGCUGUGGCAUGGCCAGCAUCCCAGCUCGGAGCUGCCAGCUCUCCUCGGGGCCGAUGGGCUGUGCAGCCUUUGUUGUGAGGAAAUAAAGCUGCUGCCUUGGGCAGCCGUUCCCCAUGGCCUGGGGAAACCAGCCAGCCCCGCGAGCCUGGGCAGGCCAGGGGUGCUGCCAGUACACUGAUCCUUACUGACACAUGAGGUUCUGCCAGUAACAGAGAGGGACUUUGAUCACAGAAAUUCCUCUUCUUUUGAUCUUGUCCCUCAAUGCCUAGCAUCUCAUUUAGUAUAUAUAUAUAUUUUUUUUAGGGCUCUGUUCUCUCCCUGGGAUUUUUUGUGUUGUUUGUUACUACAAUAUGUGAGCACACAAGAGUUUCAGCUCUGGAUGGAUUUUCAGAAGAGCUCCAAAUUCAGCACUGGGUUUUUCUUUCAAAACCCAGCCUCUGUAAUGCUCUCUGAACACUGAAAAGUCUGGUCCUAACCUCCUCUGGGAACUCUAGACUUGAUGUUUUCCUGCCUGCCUUACUCUCGCUGCUUGUGUCAGCGGUCUGGUCUCCCUGUUGUUCCUCUGUCAGGGGAGAGCUCCUCGGAAGGCAAGUCAGAGCUCCCCACUUCAGUGACCGUCCUGGCUUUCCCUCUGAAGGUGCCCGUCUGUUCCUCUGUUCAUUAAAAGACCAGCUGCUCAGAGCCAGACAGUGCAAACACCACUUGGUGCCUGCGGGUUUUCUGUGUGCUUCUGGGGCUGCAAACCCCCUAAGUCCACCGAAAGUCUCCAGUUAGGUCUUGCUGAGCUUCUUUCACAUACCUGUGAAGAGGAAAACAGCCUGAGUGGUCUUUGCUUUUGGAAGAAGCAUUUCUGCAGCCCCUUUUCCCGCAGCAGCCCCCAGAACCUGUGGCACGAGGUGCCUCCCCAGCGGGAGAGCUGAGCUGCUGUGUCCGGCUGCGGCUGCACUAUGGCGGGUUUGGAUUCAUUUUUCAACUCAGGUAAAACCCAUAAAGGGAAAGGAGAGGUGCAGGUUGUUGGUAGGUCUGGUUCAGCCAGGGAGGGCUUUGUCCUGGCCACAGGAUCCUGCCAUGGAUGUGUCCUUCCAGCAGCAGGGAAACGCUGAGUUGUAGCUCUCGAUAAGGGGACUUCCUCUCAAGUUUUGCUGCAAAAAUCUGUGUUCCCCCUCCAUGCAAUGUGUGACGUGUGUGUGCCCUCCUCCUCCCCUCUGCAAGAUAAGGCCCUGCUCUUCUCUUGUUGUUGGAGUGCUGCUCACCAGGAGGGAAAAGGGGCCCUUCCCUUCUUCUGUGGAACAUCUGUGUGUGCUGUGUUUUGUAUUUACUUAUGGCAUGUGUCAGAUGUUGCUUGUGGGAAAAAAAAAACCCACAGAUGUAGAUCUGCAGGAGAGAAAACUGCUGCUUCAGGAAAGUUCUGCAGAGCGUGGGGUGGCGGUUUGCAGGUUCAGGGCAGAUCAGCCCGUCUCUGCAGCGCUGGGACACAGAGGCGGCCGCUGGAAAACCCAGGGGCCGGCGGUGUCCCCUGAGCCCGUGGGGAGCAGGACUGCAGAGGGGACAGCGAUGGGGAACCUUUGGCUUGUCAGAGUCCCGACAAGGAAAUGUGUACCAACAACCUAGGCAAUUCUUUGAAGCGAUUUUCUGCAUUAAAUCUCCAAAGAGCGCUUGGUCUGUAGCAGCACAGCAAACAGAGGCAUUUGAGCGUCACAUCUGCUGGUUUGUGUGUCAAUCUCUCAUCUUCCCACAAAGCAGAGUGAAAAGCUCGUGCCCUCCCUGCCAGGCUGUUCAUGUCCCCUCUGGGUCAGUCUGCCUGCAUCUCCUUCUCUAAAGGAGAUGUGUCCUGAUUUUGAGGGGCAAGAACCAAUAGCUCAACUUCAAUACAGUCUUAUCAAGCAACAUUGCUGACACUUUAUCUUUCAAGCUUCUGGUUUUCCUUUCUUGGUUUUCAAACAAAAACAGCCAAGAAACUCUGCACAAUAUUUGCUGUCUGUAUUAACUGAGAGUGUCUUUGGGCCGCUCAAUAGCAGUGUUUUUUGAAUAACUUCUGGGGGGAAAAAGUAUUUAUUUAUUGUACGUUACUGUAUGUCCUUGUAUACUGAAAUGUGUGAGUGUGUGUUGUUAUGCAAUUGGAGAUAUAUCUUUUCAAUGUUCUUUACAAUAUCUUGUAAAUGUUUACCAGAAAAUUGUGUCUAUAUAUUAUAUAUAUAUACAUACAGUAUAGAGAGAAAAUAUGUGAAUUAAGUGGGUUAUUUUUUGAGGGGGAGAAGAAAUCUUUUGCUUCUGAGAACUGUGUGGUUUCUAUAGCACCUAUUCCCUGACGUGCCGAUCUGUCCCUGUACUGUGAGAGUUGUUCUGGUUCAGCAACGGGAACCUCAGAGCAGAACCACCAUCGUGAGCUCAGCUCGGCUUGACUUUAGUUCUGACUUUAAAACUGGAAAAGGAGGAGGAAAAAAGGAGGAACUGGGCAGUUAAAUCUGCUAAAAUUUAAGCAAAGGUUCUUGUAGUGCAGCUGUUCCUGGGCCUUCCCCUGCCUGCCUCUGCCCCUUUGCCAGAUCGCCCCAAGGGAAAGCAUUAUUGUGGGGUUUUGGCAGUGUGGAUCCCCACAAUUUCUCAGAUCUCUGUGGAUCCCCACAGCAUCCCAGAUCUCUCUGGAUCCCCACAAUGUCUCAGAUCUCUGAGUCCUCGCAGUGUCCCAGAUCCGUGUGGAUCCCCACGAUGUCCCAGAUCCAUGUGGAUCCCCGCAAUGUCCCAGAUCCCUGUGGAUCCCCAUGAUGUCCCAGAUCUCUGUGGAUCCCUGCAACGUCCCAGAUCCCUGUGGAUCACUACGAUGUCUCAGAUCCCUGUGCAGCCGCAGAUCCACCUGUUUCCCCGGGAGGAGAAGCCUGUCGCAGGGGAAUGUUGCCCAUAUACAGUCAUCAUGUCUGGCUCCUCGGGGAGGGGAAUGUCUCAUCCAGCAGCUCUGUGCAGCUGAAAUCUGCCCCGUGCAAUGGCGCUGUGAGCCAGGGCCAAUACUUAGCCUGCUGUUCUUCGCUCUGGGGCAGCAGACACUCCUGCAUCCCCCCUGGGCGCAGGGGUUUGCGUCCCGCUCGCCCCCAGCCCGUGUUCUCUGCUCCGGGUCGCUCCAGAGCUGAUGAAGGAUGGAGCCCCCGGGCUGAGCUGCUGCAUCUGCAGAGCUGUGGGUUUCACACUUCGUCUUUUCUUAGAGCUGCUCAGCUCCCAGAUAACCCUGGUGUGUUUAAAUACAGCAAAUGUUUCUGUCCUGGCUCCUUGUUCCCCUGAGGGAGCGACUCAUGGAUUCUCUUUCUGCAUUUGAGCUUUCUGCCGAUGCACCUUACAAACUAACUCUUGGUACGCGUCUCUUAGCGUUACUCAUGCAAACCUUCCGGAAGUUCUCUUUGUUCUGAAAUGUGGGGUGUUUGUAGGAGUUUUUCUCUUACUGUGUUGAGUCUCUGAAUUGCUUUGCUAUUAACAUUUUUUGGUGGAGACUGAAAGGGUUUUUUUGCGUGGGAACUUCUUGCUGCCACCCUGUUCUCGUCUCGUCCAGUCUCUUAUGUUUUGAACAUCCUUUAACGCAUCCAAAUAUACCUUCUAUUUUAACCAAAGCCAGCAGUAGAAAUGCAGGGAUCAGCAGCCAGUGUCCCUGAUCAGGAAAAAGCAGAUAAUGAGAAAUGACUGUUCUUGAGACGGUAGCUUGGAAUCACACUUCUACUGAGCCCUUCCCCAAAUCCCACUUUGGAGACACAAACCUUGUGGUGGGCUGAUUGCAGAAAGCAAUUUAUGGGAUGAGAUUCUUCUUAUUCUUCUCUAUUUAUUUGCUUAUUUUAAUCUGGCUGUCUGGUCUUUUUUCUUCUUUUUCCUUUUUCCUCCUUCCUUUUCUUUCCCUUUUACUUUAAGUAGCUGGCUCAUUCUCUGCACUGGGAGCCACUGUCACAAACAGUCCUCAAAACAGACACGGGGCCAAUUUCGGGAUUCUCAUCACAUAAGUUUGCUUUUGAAAAUACAACAUCUUAAAUUGCUGCUCUCUGCUGUGGCAUCGCUGUUGGGAUGCUGGUGGCCUCUCAGCCCCUUCAUCAGUGGGGCCAAAAUGAUUGUCAUUUCGUCAAAACUUCUGUCAAAUAUUUUUCACUCCAUUUGGGAAUUUCCAGUAGCACCGAGCAGUUCUGGGCACAUUUUCAGCAUUUUACUAUCACGUGAGCACAAACUGAUGGCGAAAGAGCACAAGUUACAGAUGAAGCGACAAUUUUCUAGCAAUAUGGAAGGGUUGUACCCCUCACCAGAACCAGUUUUCAGAAAUUCUUCUCAAGUUUUCAGAUACCCUGAAGCAGAUAAAAUUCCAUUUACCGUUGCCUGCGAUUUCAGGCACCCCGAUGAUUUAACCAAAAGUCGUUACCUUUGUUGCCUUCCCUCAACUGAACACGUCACUGAUUCAGGCACGUGAAGCCUUUGUGGUCCCUGGUCACACCACAUUUAUGUUUAUUCGUGGCAGUUGUUGUGGUGCCAUAGUGCGUUUCUACAGCUUGGAGUGUUUGGAUUUCUUCUAAACUUUGCCCGUAUCCUGAAUUUCCUGGAGAAUGUAAGAUGUUGGAAUAGCCAUAGCGGUCCCUUAAUACGUGUCUCAGUUUAGAUUAGCGGUAAGCAUAUUCAACCAUAAAUUCCCAUUCAGUAGUUUAAUAACUUCCUUGUUUAAAUGGAUUUUGCACAUGGAGGCUGAGCCGGGAGCCCAGAGACGGAGCUGCAGGUGACAGUCCCUGGUCUGUGUCCGGGGGCGAUGGCUCUCAUGCCACUGGCACGUGGUGGGUCUGUGUCCCGUGUGACACGUGGCAGGGACGGCGUUAAGUGCCGCUGAAGAGGGAGGUGGCUGGAGAACGGCCGCUUCCCAUCAGCUCUUUUUGAAAGGGGUAAAAAGCACCAUUUAUAUAUAUAUAAUUUUUUUAAUAAGUCAAUGUUAAAAUUUAAACUAUGCACAAGAUCUCAAAAAGUAAAACAAGUCCAUGGGAGUUUGAAGAAUCGGUGUGGCUGCACUGCCAGGGAAGAUAAAGAAUUGCAAAUCCUGAUGCUGAGACAGUAAAAGUUUUAUUUUCAUAACUACUUAAAUUCUCAGAAGUUCAGCCUGUUUUAAGAGUGAUUCCCAGGAGCCAGGGAAGGAGGGAGCUGGUUUUCACGAACAGAAUUAAUGGAAACUUGUUGAAAAUCCAACUCAGAUGUGACCUUAGACCCGUGAUUGUCACUGCCCCGGUGCCGGGGUGUGUUCUGGAGAGCUCAGCAGGGUGUGGGGUGACGCUGGGCUGUCACCUGCUGUGACCGGCGUGGGGGUGACAGGGACCACCAUGGGACACGGGGUUAUGAAUGUAUCUGAUGUACCGGCAUUAGACUUUUAUUUUGCCCUACACUGAAUUGCUGCUUUUACAUGUUGGAUGCCAUUUUGGUCUCUGGGAGUUGCUCUAUUUGAGCUUAAUGAGCACUACAGCUUUUAAUAUAUUUGUAGAAGUGCUGCUAAUGUUCUUAGAUUAUUUGAAUUCCACACUGUGGUAUAAUAUCUGUUUUAUAUUAUUUUAUCCAUGCUUUUGGUUUUUAUGUAAACUGUUCCUUAUUGUUGUUCAGAAAGAAAAAAUAAAGCUCUAUUCUCUAUGGUUAA